Prunus armeniaca (apricot) is the source of this 270-nucleotide messenger RNA. The record is from the annotation of a GenBank genome assembly. Lineage: Eukaryota; Viridiplantae; Streptophyta; Magnoliopsida; Rosales; Rosaceae.
AUGCAGGAAGCAUCGCAAAAACUAGGAUUUUACUUUGGUGAGGAAGACAUGGAGUUUUCCAGCUUCUCAAGCGGGACCGAACGUGUUGUCAAGACUUGGCAAGCCUCCUUAGACGCCCCUCAAGAUGGCAUAGUGACUGCAGAACUUCUUGAACAACUUGUAAUAUCUUGUCUGGAUAACAAAGGGAGUACUCUGACUGCUACACAAAAGGUAUUGCCUUCUGACGACAUACCAUUAGCCUUUAUUAAGUGGAAGCCGUUGAUGUUUUAA